CUCCGGUUUCGCCACUCUCACACCCGCAAUGGCGGCUGACAGACAAGUAAGCUAUAUAUAUAGGCCUAGCCCCGCGGCCUUGAGCUAUAACCACUUCAACCAAGAAACCUUCUCUAAAAUCAUCAGUUAUAAUCGUCGCGUCGUUCGAUUGCUAUAUGAUGGCGGAGACCAAGGCGGUGGCUGGUGCGGCGGAGGCGGGCCCGGCGGAGGAGGGGAGGAGGAAGACGGUGGUGCUGGUCGCCGUGGACGACAGCGACCACAGCUACCGCGCGCUCGAGUGGGCCGUGCGGCACGUGGCGGCGAGGGCCGGGGUGGCCGGCGCCGGAGCGGUCGAGCUCGUCGUCGUCCACGCCAAGCCGCCCCCUUCCCCCGUGGUCACCAUGGGCGGCCCCGGCGUGUCCGGCGACGUGGUGAGGUUGGUGGAGGCGGACCUGCGCAAGAAGGCCGAGGGCGUCGUCGACAAGGCGCGCCGCCUCUGCGUCGCCAACUCGGUGCAGGGCGUGGUGGAUGUGGUCGACGGGGAGCCGAGGCACGUCCUGUGCAACGCCGUCGAGAAGCACCACGCCGAUCUGCUCGUCGUCGGCAGCCACGGCUACGGCGCCAUCAAGAGGGCAUUGCUUGGGAGCGUGAGCGACUACUGCGCCCACCACGCGCACUGCUCUGUGAUGAUAGUCAAGCAGCCCAAGUUCAAGAACUGACCUCCAUUUCCGGAGUUAGAUCAAUCGUGUGCCCACUUCCAGUGUUGGGAUUGUGCCAUUUAUGUGCCUACACAAUGUAUCCCUACUAAUUAUUUCUACUCCAAAGUGUGUACUCCCUUUCUUCUUUAUUCUGCAUAUUAGCGGUCAAGCUGUGUAACUUUCGAUCAAAUUUGUAGAAAAAAGUUAUGAACAUACGAAAUACUAAAUCAGUACGUUAAAUUCAUCAAA
Molecule: messenger RNA, 926 nt
Organism: Hordeum vulgare subsp. vulgare (domesticated barley)
Lineage: Eukaryota; Viridiplantae; Streptophyta; Magnoliopsida; Poales; Poaceae
Product: universal stress protein YxiE-like
Exons: 4
Coding region: 156-698 (180 amino acids)
Source: RefSeq, a predicted model, not a curated record